AUGCCAACCGUCAUUAGCGCAUCUGUGGCCCCACGGACAGGGGCUGAGCCCAGGUCCCCGGGACCAAUUCCCCAGCAGGGCCAAGGCAAGACCACCGAGGCCGGGGGCGGAAACCCAAGUGGCAUCUAUUCAGCCAUCAUCAGCCGCAAUUUUCCCAUUAUCGGAGUGAAAGAGAAGACAUUUGAGCAGCUUCACAAGAAGUGUCUAGAAAAGAAGGUUCUUUAUCUGGAUCCCGAGUUCCCACCAGAUGAGACCUCUCUCUUUUACAGCCAGAAGUUCCCCAUCCAGUUCAUUUGGAAGAGACCUCCGGAAAUCUGUGAGAAUCCUCGAUUUAUCAUUGGUGGAGCCAACAGAACUGACAUCUGUCAAGGAGAUCUAGGGGACUGCUGGUUUCUCGCAGCCAUUGCUUGCCUGACCCUGAACGAGCGCCUGCUUUUCCGAGUCAUACCCCACGAUCAGAGUUUCACUGAAAACUAUGCGGGCAUCUUCCACUUCCAGUUCUGGCGCUACGGAGACUGGGUGGAUGUGGUCAUUGAUGACUGCCUGCCGACUUACAACAAUCAACUGGUUUUCACCAAGUCCAACCACCGCAAUGAAUUCUGGAGUGCUCUGCUGGAGAAGGCUUAUGCUAAGCUCCAUGGUUCGUAUGAGGCCCUGAAAGGUGGGAACACUACAGAGGCCAUGGAGGACUUCACAGGAGGGGUGACAGAGUUUUUUGAGAUCAAGGAUGCUCCCAGAGACAUGUACAAGAUCAUGAAGAAAGCCAUCGAGAGAGGCUCCCUCAUGGGCUGUUCCAUUGAUGAUGGCACAAACAUGACCUAUGGAACCUCUCCUUCUGGGCUGAAAAUGGGGGAGUUGAUUGCACGGAUGGUGAGGAAUAUGGAUAACUCGCUGCUCAGGGACUCAGACCUCAUCCCCAGGGACUCAGAUGACAGACCAACCCGGACAAUUGUUCCGGUUCAGUAUGAAACAAGAAUGGCUUGCGGGCUAGUCAAGGGCCACGCCUACUCUGUCACUGGGCUGGAGGAGACCCUGUUCAAGGGUGAGAAAGUGAAGCUGGUACGGCUGCGGAAUCCCUGGGGCCAGGUGGAGUGGAACGGCUCCUGGAGUGACAGUUGGAAGGACUGGAGCUUUGUGGACAAAGCUGAGAAGGCCCGUCUGCAGCACCAGGUCACUGAGGAUGGAGAGUUCUGGAUGUCAUAUGACGAUUUCAUCUACCAUUUCACAAAGCUGGAGAUCUGCAACCUCACGGCUGACGCCCUGGAGUCCGACAAGAUGCAGACGUGGACGGUCUCCGUGAACGAGGGCCGCUGGGUGAGGGGCUGUUCUGCCGGAGGCUGCCGCAACUUCCCAGACACUUUCUGGACCAACCCACAGUACCGUCUGAAGCUCCUGGAGGAGGACGAUGACCCUGACGACUCGGAGGUGAUCUGCAGCUUCCUGGUGGCCCUGAUGCAGAAGAACCGGAGGAAGGACCGGAAGCUGGGGGCCAACCUCUUCACCAUUGGCUUUGCCAUCUACGAGGUUCCCAAAGAGAUGCACGGGAACAAGCAGCACCUGCAGAAGGACUUCUUCCUGUACAAUGCCUCCAAGGCCAGGAGCAAGACCUACAUCAACAUGCGGGAGGUGUCCGAGCGCUUCCGCCUACCUCCCAGCGAGUAUGUCAUCGUGCCCUCCACCUAUGAGCCCCACCAGGAGGGAGAAUUCAUCCUCCGGGUGUUCUCUGAAAAAAGGAACCUCUCCGAGGAAGUUGAAAAUACAAUCUCCGUGGAUCGGCCCGUGAAAAAGAAAAAAACCAAGCCCAUCAUCUUCGUUUCGGACAGAGCAAACAGCAACAAGGAACUGGGUGUGGACCAGGAAUCAGAGGAGGGCAGAGACAAAGCAAGCCCUGAUAAGCCAGAGAAAUCCCCACAGCCACGGCCUGGCAACACCGGCCAAGAGACUGAGGAGCAGCAGCAGUUCCGGAACAUUUUUAGGCAGAUAGCAGGCGAGGAUAUGGAGGUCUGUGCAGAUGAGCUCAAGAAUAUCCUUAACACGGUUGUGAACAAACAUAAGGACCUGAAGACACAAGGGUUCACGCUGGAGUCCUGCCGUAGCAUGAUUGCUCUCAUGGAUACAGAUGGCUCUGGGAGGCUGAACUUGCACGAGUUCCAUCACCUUUGGAAGAAGAUUAAAGCCUGGCAGAAAAUUUUCAAACACUAUGAUACAGACCAGUCUGGUACCAUCAACAGCUAUGAGAUGCGAAAUGCAGUCAAUGAUGCAGGAUUCCACCUCAACAGCCAGCUCUACGACAUCAUCACCAUGCGGUAUGCAGACAAGCACAUGAACAUCGACUUUGACAGCUUCAUCUGCUGCUUCGUCAGGCUGGAGGGCAUGUUCAGAGCUUUCAAUGCAUUUGACAAGGAUGGAGACGGUAUCAUCAAACUCAACGUGCUAGAGUGGCUGCAGCUCACCAUGUAUGCCUGAACCAAGCUGGCCUCACCCAAGGCCAUACAGAUCACUCAGGAUUUCCAUUUCAUCCA
Messenger RNA from Panthera uncia (snow leopard), 2522 nucleotides. It is a transcript of the gene CAPN3, whose product is annotated as calpain 3. The transcript has 24 exons. Bases 1 to 2466 code for a protein of 821 amino acids. Lineage: Eukaryota; Metazoa; Chordata; Mammalia; Carnivora; Felidae. Gene Ontology annotation, molecular function: calcium ion binding; calcium-dependent cysteine-type endopeptidase activity. The record is from RefSeq and is a predicted model, not a curated record. Gene Ontology annotation, cellular component: cytoplasm. Gene Ontology annotation, biological process: proteolysis; negative regulation of apoptotic process.